AUGGUUAGAGGUAUAGCUAUAGCUCUCAUAGCAACUAUAAAAGGGUAUGAAUGUAUCAUUACGGUCCCCGGGAAGACAUCGUUGGAAAAAGAACAGGUACUCCAUGCGCUGGGAGCCAAAGUUGUCCGAACACCGGCCGGAGUACCGUCUGAGUCUCCGGAUUCUAAUAUAAAUGUCGCCAAGCGCUUGAAUGAAGAGAUACCGAAUUCAUGGUUCCUUAAUCAGUACGAUAACGAGGAGAACACGCAUGCGCAUGAGUAUGGUACGUCAGAGGAGAUCUGGUACCAGACCCAAGGGAAAGUCGAUGUUGUGAUUGCUGGUGUCGGGACAGGAGGCACCGUCACCGGUAUAGCAAGAGGAUUGAAGAAGAACGAUCGAGAUGUGUUUAUCGUCGGUGUGGAUCCGGUUGGAUCUAUCCUCGCGCAACCAGAAGCGCUUAACAGCAAGAUCAGUGAAUACAAAGUGGAAGGGAUCGGGUAUGACUUUGUGCCCGGUGUGCUGGACCAGUCUGCUCCAGAUAUCUGGGUCAAAACAACAGACGAGGGAUCGUUCCAGAGUGCGAGGAGACUCGCGAGAGAGGAGGGUAUACUCUGCGGUGGUUCAUCUGGCGCUGCCUUUGCAGGUCUGGUCCAAUUUCUCGAGCAGCACCCGAAGUUCAAUUCGGAAGACAAGACUAUUGUGUUGGUUUUCGCCGAUGGCCUCAGGAAUUACCUGGCCAAGUUCGCUGGUAACAAGGGAUGGAACGCAACGGAUUUGCCAUAG
Molecule: messenger RNA, 762 nt
Organism: Monascus purpureus
Lineage: Eukaryota; Fungi; Ascomycota; Eurotiomycetes; Eurotiales; Aspergillaceae
Source: the annotation of a GenBank genome assembly